AUGGAGCAACUCGCCCAGUUUGUCUCGAAAAGUUUUCAAGAGAACGCGACCGCUCCGUUACCCGUCGUCGUAGUUGACGAGGAUACGACCACUCAACUUGGAUUCCUCAGGAAUAACACAGAACGCGCACCCUCGACGCGAAUCACCCUCAGUGUCGCGCAUCUUCUUGGUGAUGACAAUGGAAAUGAAUCCCAUGGGAAGUCAACUAAUCGGGAAACCAGUCAGGAGGGUAACCAAUCCAGUGUUGAAGUUGGUAACAUCGAGGAGCCGCCGCCAUCGCCGGAAGCUCGGUUGCAACCGGAAGACCUUUCUGUUGCGACGACAAAGAUCAAGGACGUGGUUAAGGAGGUCAAGGCCAGCACGGAGAACGUGUCACCUCUCAAAACACCGGAGUUGAAGUUGUCCGUAAGAAAACUUUUGGGUUGCAGUCCUUCACCUCCACCAAUUACGAGAGAUCGAUCAGCUAGUCCAGAAAAUUGCACGGAAUCUAAAAGCCGUGUCACGAGUAUCGCUGACAUUAAAACAACCAUAAACGAUUCUAAAUUAACCACGCAAGUUGUUAGAUCGUUGGUCCAUAAUAAUCAAGAUGAAGCUACAAAAGGAUCAAAUUGCCGUGGAAAUGGUAACGGAAAUGGGAAACAGAGAAGAUCACGAACAAAUUUCACAUUGGAACAACUUGCCGAAUUGGAGAGGCUCUUCGAUGAAACUCAUUAUCCGGAUGCAUUUAUGAGAGAAGAAUUAAGUCAGAGACUUGGGUUAAGCGAGGCACGUGUACAAGUUUGGUUCCAGAAUCGUCGUGCUAAAUGCCGCAAACAUGAAAGUCAAUUGCACAAAGGUGUUGCAGGUGGUAUGGUGCUGGCACCUCGAAGUCCACCAACAACAUUGGAACCAUGCAGAGUGGCACCGUAUUUGCCAGCUCUGAGACUUCAUCCACCGAUGCAAGGUGGUGGAAGUAACGUGAGUGCUGCUGCUGCAGCAGCAGCAGCAAGYUCGGCAUUUGAUCCAGCCGUUCUCCAUUAUGCCGCGGCAGGUGGUCUUUUUUGUUUACCACCUCCACCACCACCACCACCGACAUCUUCUAAUCAUCCGCAUCCCUUAAGCCUAGCUGCUUCUUUAGCCGCAGCAGCAGCACGUUCCAAGAACAGCAGCAUCGCUGAUCUAAGGCUCAAAGCUAGACGACAUCAAGAAGCCCUUGGACUCGACAGGCCAGCGUAAAUGAUCUAAUCGAUGUGAUUAGAUUAUGAUUACGUUGAACGAUCGAUUAUGAUUAAUUCGAUACUUUUAACACGUGCAGCUGAGAACGGAUGUGUGUAUGACAUUGUUGAAUUAACAUAACACGCGCACUUGUUCGUAAUAAGUAUCGUGAAUGUUAACUUGAA
Polistes dominula (European paper wasp) is the source of this 1379-nucleotide messenger RNA. RefSeq lists its product as uncharacterized. Gene Ontology annotation, biological process: regulation of transcription by RNA polymerase II. The record is from RefSeq and is a predicted model, not a curated record. NCBI's taxonomy places the organism in Eukaryota, Metazoa, Arthropoda, Insecta, Hymenoptera, Vespidae. Gene Ontology annotation, cellular component: nucleus. Gene Ontology annotation, molecular function: DNA-binding transcription factor activity, RNA polymerase II-specific; sequence-specific double-stranded DNA binding.